UGUGUUGUGACAUUCUAGAGGUGAAGUUGUGAACACGUCAGUAAGACUGUUUGAGUGAACAUCGGCUGUCUUUCUUGCGCAGCAAACGCAAGUGCUGCAUCAACAGACUCCUUGGCAGAACGCGAGGAGGGCAGAGGGGUACUGUGACGACGAUUUUAGUAAUGUCUCUUGAGAAAUAACAUUGUAGCGUCUCUAAACAUGACUUCGGUGUGGAAGAGACUUCAGCGUGUCGGCAAGAAAGCGUCGAAGUUCCAGUUUGCGGUGACUUUUCAAGAACUGACAGUAGAAUGCACGAAGAAAUGGCAGCCAGACAAACUGAGAGUAGUAUGGAGCAGGAGAAACCGGAGAAAUUGCACCAAGCUGCAUGGGUGGCAGCCUGGCAUCAAGAACCCCUACAGGGGCACGGUGGUGUGGCAGCUGCCCGAAAACCUGGACAUCACCGUCACACUCUUCAAGGACCCGACUGCAGAUGAAUUUGAAGAUAAGGACUGGACAUUCAUCAUUGAGAAUGAGACUAACAAGGGCCACAGGAAGGUGCUGGCAUCGGUGGACGUCAACAUGAAGAAGUUUGCCAGCGCCACCCCUGCCCAGUACGACCUGACGCUGAAGCCCAAGCCCCUGUCUGUGAAGGUGGUGGAGGCCACACUCAAACUGACCUUGACCUGCGUCUUCCUCAAAGAGGGCAAGGCCACAGAUGAGGACAUGCAGAGUCUGGCCAGUCUGAUGAGCCUGAAGCAGAGUGACAUCGGCAACCUGGACGACUUCAACGAUAGUGACGAGGAGGAGGGUGAGAGGAGGGUCAGCAUCGGAGCCGGCAUGGGCCCCGCCACUCCCGUCACAGAGUUUCAGAGGCAGUUGAGCACUCUGACAGAGGAGGAAUACAGCACUGCCACAACUCCCAACCACACUGCUGCAAUGAUCAGUAUUGCCAGUCAGAGGCCAGACCCAUCAACAUCCACACUUGACCCAUUGGCUAAGCCCUUUGGGACAACAGUCCAUGAGAGAAGGCAGGAGGCAUUCUCAAUGUUUGGAGUGGAGGUUGUCCAGGCAAUGGCAGGACAGCAGGGGGCAGCAGACGAGCCAACAACGCCUAAAGGCAGAGCUGUAAACUCUCAGGAAACGGGUCUAGGCAGUGCUGCUUCCCCAGAAGGCCUCAUGGCCAGUCCUGGCCUUGUUACCUCCAGCCAAUCCCUACUGGAGUGGUGUCAGGAAGUCAUCAAAGAACACAAGGGGGUCAAGAUCACCAACUUCAGCACAUCCUGGAGGAACGGCCUGGCCUUCUGUGCCCUGCUACACCACUUCCACCCGGACAGGAUAAACUUUGAGAUGCUGGACCCUUAUGACAUCAAGCGCAACAACAAGAAGGCCUUUGACGGUUUCGCAGAGUUGGGCAUCUCUCGGCUGAUAGAGCCCUCGGACAUGGUCCUCCUGGCCGUGCCUGACCGCCUCAUCGUCAUGACCUACCUCAACCAGAUCCGCACCUACUUCACGGGCCAGGAGCUGAGCGUGCUGCACAUCGAGGCGGACAGCAGUGAGUCCAGUUACGGCAUGGCCGGGGAGAGCCGGCCGGGCCCCGACCCGGAGGCCGCCGCACGCUACUGUCAACGGAUCCAAGAUGAGGCCCUAACAAUGGAGACCAAUGUGGGCACUGCAGAGAAGAAGGCAGAUAGUGACACUAAGGAGGGCACCAAUAGGGAAGUGGUCCCACCCCCUAGAACCAAACGGCUGCAGGCUGCAGGGGAAGCAGGAGGGGCCCAAGCCCCCGUCGUACCCCCCAGGACACAUUUUUUAUCUGCCAAGUCUGGGUUCUCCCACCUAAAGGAUGUAGAUCUGGUUAAGAAACGACGGUCACAACGCAGGUCAAUAGACGAGGCAGACUCAACCGAGUUACAGGUUGCUGCAGCACAGGAAGAGAGUGGAGCUGACAGAAUAAAAUCAGAAACAGGAAGGACAGCUGGUGAAGAAGGACGAUCGGCUGAGGAGGACACCAGCGAGUAUGUGCUGAGGGAGAUGCAGGCCCUAGAGUUUGAACAGAAGCACAUUGACAGCAGGGCAGACGUCGUGGAAAGGAGUCUACGGCGACUGAUGGAGUCCGGUAGUGACAAGAUGCAGGAGGAGAAGCUGAUUCAGGAGUGGUUCACUCUGGUCAACAAGAAGAACGCCCUCAUCAGGAGACAAGACCAACUACAGCUACUGCAAGAAGAGCAGGACCUGGAAAUGAGGUUUGAGAUGCUGAACCGAGAGCUGAGAGACAUGAUGGCUAUUGAAGAGUGGCAGAAGACAGUGGCCCAUAAACACAGGGAGCAGCUGCUACUGCAGGAGCUGGUGUCUCUGGUCAACCUGAGGGACGAGCUGGUCCACGACAUGGAUGCCAAGGAGAAAGGGGCUCUGGAGGAGGACGAGAGGCUGGAGAGAGGCCUGGAGCAGAGACGAAGGAAGUACAGCAAGAAGAGCAAGCAGGAGAAGUGUGCACUGCAGUAAGGCCUGGCGUUGGACACACCCGAACCAGUGGAAGUUCACACCCGAACCAGGCAGCCCAGUGGAAGGUCACACCCGAACCAGGCCGCCCAGUGGAAGGUCACCUGGAUGCACAUUGUUACUAAAGUUGUAUGUGUGUGGAUCAUGACAUCAACACUGCAUGGAAGAGACUGAGAACUGUGUUAUGGGACUGCACUAAGAGGACAUAAAACACUGGCCACUCGCCCCCCUCUAUGAUAUGACUGAGCCUCAUUGCAACCUAUGACUGGUUGUCAACAGUCACCCUGCUCUUCAGAUUGUGUUUUGAUUGGAUUUAAGUUUUGUUUUUUUGUUCAUAGUGUGUGUAUAUGUUGGGUUUUAAUGUUGAGUAAAUAACGACUCUAGAGAUGCUUAACCAAGUUGAAUUCUUCCAGAAGGGUCGAUACAGCUGUAAUCAGACAAAGACACAGCUUCCCCCGUGGUGGUAGUCAUACCCCCCGUGGUGGUAGUCAUACCCUCCGUGGUGGUAGUCAUACCCCCCGUGGUGGUAGUCAUACCCCCCGUGGUGGUAGUCAUACCCCCCGUGGUGGUAGUCAUACCCCCCCGUGGUGGUAGUCAUACCCCCCGUGGUGGUAGUCAUACCCACUUUGGGUGGAGUCUCCUCAUCUCUAAACAUUGCGUCAUUCUUGCUAAAUGUGGGCGGCAGGGUAGCCUAGUGGUUAGAGCGUUUGGACUAGUAACCGAAAGGUUGCAAGUUCGAAUCCCUGAGCUGACAAAGUACAAAUCUGUUGUUCUGCCCCUGAACUGGCAGUUAACCCACUAUUGCUAGUCAUUGAAAAUAAGAAUUUGUUCUUAACUGACUUGCCUAGUUAAAUAAAGGUAAAAUAAAAAAAUUAACUUCAGGUCACAAAGACAUAUCCCUAACGAACUAAUCACCAGAUUAAGUGCCUUACACUUUUAGAAAAAAGCAUUCCAAAAUGGUUCUUCAACUGUCCCCAUAGGAUUUUUGGUUCCAGGUAGAACCCUCUUGGGUUUUACAUGGAAUCAAAAGGGUUCUACCUGGAACCAAAAAUAGUUAUUCAAAGGGUUCUCCCAUGGGGAUAGCCAAUUAACCGUUUUAGGUUCUAGAUAGCACCUUUCUUUCUAAGAUACUGUAUAAUCUGUUACAGUAGUGCAUUAUGGGUUACUUCAAAAAGGUAUUUUCUACUGAAUGGGAUAUUAGGGAAGGGGCAGGGCUCCUGUACUUAGCUACAUCAAAUACCUACAUUAGACCCAUGCAGCAGGUGGAUUGAUUCACCCUGUGUCAUCUAUUGUUAAAUAAGCAGUCUGAUUAUUGAAAAUUACAAUGGCGAAAAGGAAGUGAAAUGCUGAAUUUGUGCAAACAAAGAAUGCCAAAACGAGCUUCCUCAUUUAUUGCAGUAUGUUGGCUUGGACUGUGCAGACAGCACACAGCGAGCACCUGUUGUCUGAUUCUUCAUUGAGGUGAAUGUAUGUGGAUGCUCCAACACUCAAGCAGAGUGGGAGAUCUUGGAUGAAAGAGGAAAAGGACAGAAGUCAGUGUACUGCAGCUUGGUGUCUGAAAGAACAAAGCAGUUUAAACGUGUUGGAAAUAUUUGAAGCUUUUAUUUAUUGAAUAGGUAUUUUCGACAGAUAAUCCUACCUAUCCUGCCUGUCAUAUGUGCCUUUAACCAGAUCCAGAGAAAACAGAAAUGUUCAGAAGUAGGACUCAACUUCGUGUUCCUAGUUCUCACAUGUUUAUGCAGCGAGUUCAGUUACUGUUUGUGACAUUAGUCUUGUCAUGCCUUGUUUUCCAUUGAUUGCUUUUUGUUGUUUCGAAAGGUAAAUAAGGAAGUGGAGUAUGAAAAUGAUAAAUUUCAAGGUGCUCUAAAAUGUUAGAGAACAGGAAUAUUCAAACGGAAAACAUGAGGCAAAUGCAUGUUUCUUAGUGUUUCCAUCUUAACCGUACAACUAUCAAUUGCUAUAGUCUUAUGCACAUUCUUAUUAGCAAACCUGUAACAUGCAAAAGUGUAUGCAUUAAACAAAUAACCCUCAUACAUGAUACAAAAUAUACACUUUACUUUAGCUAAAAUAUAUUCUAGUAUUAAAACUCCAGCACUUCGCUACAGCAGGAUUACUGCAGAUGUAGGAUCUGAAUUUGAGCCAGUUUGCUACAGCAGGAAAAUAAUCUUGCAGCAACAGGAAAUGUGAAUUAUUAUGUGUAUUAUAAGUAAUGGACAUUUUGUAUGGGGUUGAUACAUUUAUAAUUAGGGCAAAUCUAGUCUGAAAUUUCAAAGUGGAAAUUACAAACUUUAGAAGUAUUUUUAAAACUCAAAUACACUACAAGUUUGCGUUUCCUGCCAUGCAGGAAAAUUCUCUGCAACAAAAGAGUGAUCAAAUGAAGAUCCUACAUCUAUAUUAUUGGCCAGGCAGGAGUGCACCAGAGCUUGAUAUUUGCUUGACAUCUUCUCCUCUACACUUUGUGUAAUGUUAAGUUAUCAUGAGCGCAGGCGUUUCUAUUUCAGUGGGAGGAACUACUUAACAGAGUAAAAACAUGAUUCUGUCUGGAGUUAUUUUGGGUGACACUGGAGUGAUUUUUUUUGUUUUGUUUUAGAAGUGUUUGAAUUUGUGUUCCAGCUUGUUCCCCCUCUGCCCCACUGUUGUUAGUUACUGUGUCAAUGUUCCUACCACUGUGUGAGUUUGAGAGAUUUUACUUUCAGUUUUCUGAAAUAGCUUUUGGGGAAGGUUUUGUUUGUUUUAAUGUACAUUUGCACUAUUUGUAAUGUUUGGAGAAUUAAAAGGUAUCUUGGAUAACUA
Oncorhynchus masou masou (cherry salmon) is the source of this 5271-nucleotide messenger RNA. RefSeq names its product EH domain-binding protein 1-like protein 1. The coding region runs from base 199 to 2481 and encodes 760 amino acids. Gene Ontology annotation, biological process: actin cytoskeleton organization. NCBI's taxonomy places the organism in Eukaryota, Metazoa, Chordata, Actinopteri, Salmoniformes, Salmonidae. The transcript has 19 exons. Gene Ontology annotation, molecular function: protein binding. The record is from RefSeq and is a predicted model, not a curated record. Gene Ontology annotation, cellular component: microtubule organizing center; filamentous actin.